This is a messenger RNA of Struthio camelus australis, 2634 nucleotides long. NCBI's taxonomy places the organism in Eukaryota, Metazoa, Chordata, Aves, Struthioniformes, Struthionidae. The record is from RefSeq and is a predicted model, not a curated record.
AUGGUAUCGCUUGGCCCCUUCGGGAAGGUUUCGUCGACAGAAAGAUGUGCUCUGAGGAUAAAGUUUGACUUGCCAUCUCCGCUCGCAAAAACUUCAGUGGAGAUUUUUCUUUUAGGGGAGAGAGACACAAGUCACCAGACCCGUUCUGUGUCCAGCCGACCCUAUUACAGUUUGCCCAACAGCAGCCAUGAGAGACGCUCUGUCCUUGCUAUCACAGAGCCGCCACGUUUCCACUCCCAAGCCAAAGGCAAGAAUGUCCGUCUGGAUGCUCACUCUCGCAAGGCCACUCGCAGGAACAGUUUCUGUAACGGGGUCACCUUCACCAACCGGCCCAUCCACCUCUACGAGAAAGUGAGGCUCAAGCUGGUGGCUGUGCACCAUGGAUGGAGUGGUGCCCUACGCUUUGGCUUCACUAUCCAUGACCCAUCGCAGAUGAGCUCUGACGACAUACCAAAGUACGCCUGUCCGGACCUGGUGACCCGACCUGGAUACUGGGCCAAAGCUUUGCCAGAGAGGUUUGCUGUCAGAGACAAUAUCUUGGCCUUCUGGGUUGACCGUCAUGGGAGAGUCUUCUACAGUAUUAAUGACGAGGAGCCAAUAUUGUUUCACUGUGGUAUUAAAGUUUCCAGUCCUCUCUGGGCGCUCAUAGAUGUCUACGGAAUUACCCAUGAAGUGCAAAUACUAGAUAGCAUGUUUGCAGAGACCAUGACCACUGCCCGUCUCAGCUCUGCACGACUCAGCACUUGCCUUCCCCAGAGCAACCAUGAUUCAGCCAACUUCAAUAACAAUGAACUGGAGAAUAACCAAGUGGUGGCCAAAAUUGCUAACCUAAAUUUGAGUCGGGUACCAGGACUUCCGACAGACAACCACAUCAUCCCCUGUUGCCCAAACAGACGGCAGCGUGCCCAGGGGGUUCCGGCCUUCCUGGAUACAGAUCUGCGAUUCCACCCCACCCGCGGACCUGACGUUACCUUUUCUCAGGACCGGAUGGUUGCAUGCACCAAUUGGCAAGAAAGCAAUAGGACUUUGAUGUUUUCUGACCGGCCUUUGCACGUUGGUGAAAGCCUCUUUGUGGAAGUAGGACAUCUUGGGUUGCCAUAUUAUGGGGCCCUUUCAUUUGGCAUCACUUCUUGUGAUCCAAGUACUUUACGGACAAAUGAACUCCCAGCAGAUCCAGACUUUCUUUUGGACCGCAAGGAGUACUGGGUGGUUUACCGAGCUUUCCCUGUCCUCAACAGUGGCGACAUUCUCAGUUUCAUGGUCUUGCCGAAUGGAGAGGUGCACCACGGGGUGAAUGGAGCCAGCCGAGGAAUGCUAAUGUGUGUGGACACCUCACAGUCUCUCUGGGUGUUUUUUACGAUCCAUGGUGUAAUCAACCAGCUCAAAAUAUUGGGCACUGUGCAGUCCAGCCCAGUGACCGUCUCUCCCUCAGGAUCCCCCGGCGGCUCACAGUAUGACAGCGACUCAGAUAUGGCCUUCAGUGUGAACAGGUCAUCGUCUGCUUCAGAGUCAUCGCUCGUGACUGCUCCCAGCUCCCCGCUGAGUCCUCCCAUCUCUCCUGUCUUCCCUCCUCCGGAGCCAUCAAGCAGCAAGAACGGGGAGUGCACCGUCUGCUUUGACAGCGAGGUGGACACAGUGAUCUACACCUGCGGACACAUGUGCCUCUGCAACACCUGUGGUCUUAAGCUGAAGAAACAACUCAAUGCCUGCUGCCCAAUCUGCCGACGGGUCAUCAAAGAUGUUAUUAAAAUAUACCGUCCUUAGUGCCCGGCUUGGGCUGUAGGAGGGGAGAACUCCGCUAGCAGUAACCAUGCCUUUCCGUCCCUGCUUAUGGGUUAUCGUGCUGGUCAGUUGUUAUCAAGUGGCUCGUUAUCUGUGUUUCCUUAUUUGACUGGUAGGGCACAAUUCAGGGAUAAAAUUGAGCUGAGGAUCUAAUGGGGCCCAAGGCCUAGGCUGCCAUACAAGCCAGGCUUUGAAAAGUCGCGUGCCCGCAGAUGAAGUCAGUGAAUCACUUUAUGGACGCAGCCCAGCUGCAAAUGAGAAAUUUCCUGUGCAAAGGCUCCUUUUUUCCCCUGAGGAGAAGGCUAGCUGUGGUGCAGACCAGGACGGGGAGGUUGCCUUUACUUCAGUGCCAGGUGCCACCGGAGUUCCCAGCCCCCAAACCCAAACACCUCUGAGGUGCCGCUGCCUGCCUGCAGUAGCGCCUGGCGCCCUGUUGUGAUAGAACAAAAUCUCGUCUUUGGACAAGACACAGUUGGAAGUGUUCAGAGUGGGCAGAAGUGAUCUGGAAAUGUUACAUUCAUCUUCUUGUUUGUAACUGGGGAACAAGUUCAGGCCAAAACAGUAGCACAGCAAGAUUUGCGCUUGUUUGGGUUUUGGCCUCCUGAACCGGCUGUUGGGGCACAUGGAGAAGCUGGUUUGAACUUAGAUGAAGCAGCUUUUGGGGUUUUUUUUGGCAGAGAAGGAAUUUUUUGGACAGGGAGGCUGAGCGAGACCUAGGGAGCAGCCACUGGGGCUAGAAGCUAUGAACAUGAGCCCUUUUACAACCCCCAGACAAUCAGAAUAGCUGUAGCAACAAUGACUGAGUAGCGGUCAGUAGUGAUGGGUUGUUUAACGCAUCUCCGGUAUGGCUGG